AUGGCGCCCGCGCACCUCCUCCUGCGCCCGGAGCUCCACCGCGCGGCGGUGUUCCACAUGCGCUCCGCGGUGGGCCUGCUGCUCGCGCUCAUCGCCGCCGUGUUCAACGGCACGUUCGGCGUCUUCGCAAAGGACGAGGUCAAAGGGCCGGAUGUCGACAUCUUCGUGUUCCACUUCUGGGCGUGCUUGGGGCUCGCGUGCACCGGGGUACUGUUUCUGCUGUUCGGCCCCGUCGUGUGGACGCCCAUGGGGGUCAUCAGCGGCGUGCUGGUCGUGCUGUCGUCAGCAUGCGCCUUCUGGGCGGCGAAUCUAGUGGGCGUGUCCGUCGGCCCCGGAAUCUGGUGCGGCACUGCGGCUCUCGCCUCCUUCUUCUUCGGCCUUUUCCUCGACCCGGUCGGUCGGAAAGUCAGCAACCUGCCGCUAGCCGUGGCUGGGCUCUGCCUGCUUAUGGUGGCAAUUGCGGGCAUAGCGUAUGCCGGUGAAUAUGCGUGCCGCGUGGAGGAAGCACGGGAGAGGCUGCUCCCGCGGGACAGACGUCGGGGACGCGUGUGCGACACGUGGGGGGGUUACGCAGGCGGACUAUUCCUUGCCGUGCUGGCCGGAGCUUUCGGUGGGCUCAUUCUGGCGCCUAUGCAAUACGCGCCCCCCGCGGCACGUGGGCUUCGUUUCCUGCCGUCGAUGGCCGUGGGAGUCCUCGCCGCUGCACCGGGCAUCGAUCUACUGGGGCUGUUCGCCCGGGGGAAGUGCAUCCUGCUGAUGCCAGAGAAGGCGGCGGGCCCGGGCUUCGCCGCUGGAGCCACUUGGAACAUUGCCAACGCUGCCGGCAUUCUGUCCAUCCGUUACCUGGGCUACACAAUCGCGUACCCCAUCAUGCAGUCGGGGCUGUUCGUGGGCGGGCUGUGGGGCCUCUGCGUCUUCGACGAGAUGAAGGACCGCAAAGCCAGGAGGAUCUACUGGCUCUCCGGCCUUGUCCUGCUAGCGGGAGUGACCUGUCUGGCUCUCGCAAGAUAG
Messenger RNA from Klebsormidium nitens, 1011 nucleotides. The record is from the annotation of a GenBank genome assembly. Lineage: Eukaryota; Viridiplantae; Streptophyta; Klebsormidiophyceae; Klebsormidiales; Klebsormidiaceae.